Messenger RNA from Cynara cardunculus var. scolymus (artichoke), 1321 nucleotides. RefSeq names its product protein trichome birefringence-like 34. The record is from RefSeq and is a predicted model, not a curated record. Bases 97 to 1311 code for a protein of 404 amino acids. Gene Ontology annotation, molecular function: O-acetyltransferase activity. Lineage: Eukaryota; Viridiplantae; Streptophyta; Magnoliopsida; Asterales; Asteraceae. Gene Ontology annotation, cellular component: Golgi apparatus. The transcript has 5 exons.
CUUGAAAAACUCAACCAAUUUUCGUUUUCUCUUUUUGGGUUUCUUUUGUUUUGAAUAGCAAAACAAGAUCAUCAAAGGGAUUCUGGAAGAAUUGUAAUGGAAAAGCUACAGAAAUUGCUUCAUGGGUAUCAUUCUUCUGUAGGAUUUAUGCUUCUUAUGGGAGUCAUCAUCGGAGUUGUUUACUUCUGCGGAGGUGGUAACAAUCUACGAUUCGAAGUCAUCGGAGAAGCAGAAAUGGCGGAGGAUUAUUCGUUUGAAGGUUGUGAUUUUUUCAAUGGGAGUUGGGUUUAUGAUAACAAAUCGAGACCUUUGUAUAAAGAGAAACAGUGUUCUUUCAUGGCGGAUGAUUAUUCUUGUGAGAAAUUUGGAAGAAAAGAUUUCGAGUAUCAGUUCUGGAGAUGGCAGCCUCAUGCCUGUGACCUCCCCAGGUUCAAUGGAACAGCACUGUUGGAGAAGCUAAGGAACAAGAGGGUUGUGUUUGUGGGAGACUCAUUAGGCAAGAACCAUUGGGUUUCGCUCCUUUGUCUUAUUGACUCAUGGAUCACUGAACCAUCUCAUAAGGUGGCAGAAUGGCAUGGCUCAUUGAUCACUUUCAGGGCAUCUGAAUACAAUGCUUCUAUUGAUUUCUAUUGGGAACCGUUGUUGGUGGAAUCGAAUUGUGACGAUCCAGUCAAACACCGUGUACAUGAUCGGAUCAUGAAGAUCGAGAGCAUCGAGAAGCAUGCCAAAAAUUGGGUUGAUGCGGAUAUUUUAGUUUUUGACUCGUAUACAUGGUGGCUAGAGCCUAAUAUGACACUAUUGUGGGGGUCGUUUGAAAAUCCCAAUAGAACUUCCAUCGAAUCGGGAAGGGUAAGGCGCUACGAGAUGGCUCUGAAAACGUGGUCGAAUUGGUUGGAUGCGCACCUUAAUCGUUCCAAGACUAGAAUUUUCUUCAUAAGCCUCUCGCCGGAUCACAAAGAAGGUGGAGAUUGGGGAAAAGCAAUGGGCGAAAACUGCUUCAAUGAAACUGAGCCGAUCAUGGAACAAGGGUAUUGGGGAAAGGGAUCUGAUACUGAUCUAAUGAGAACGGCUCAAUCAGUAGUACAAGAUCUCGAAAAGAAAGGCUUCAACAUCCAACUUCUAAACAUAACGCAACUUGCACAAUAUCGUAAAGACGCACACCCUUCUCUUUACAAACGACAUUGGGUCCCUCCGACAGAGCAAGAACUAGCACACCCCCUUUGGUAUGCCGAUUGUGUACAUUGGUGUCUUCCGGGAGUCCCUGAUGUUUGGAACGAGAUCCUGUAUUCAUACAUACGCUAUAAAAUUUGAAAAAAUGGAU